GAAAAUAGUCAAAUGCUUACAAUGUAGAUGUGCUAUAUAGUUAUGAUAAAAGCUGGAUAGCGAUACUUCAGUGUCAAAUUGUCACAAGACCUGGUGUACUGCUACAGGUGAGCCGAGCUGGAUAUUCCUAGGUAAAUUGAAAUUGCCAUGGCAGAUGUUUGUGGAUACUGCGGCCUUAAAGCAUUGGGUCUACCCCAGUGUUCGGGGUGUAAACACAUACACUACUGUUCUAAUGAGUGUCAACGAAAAGACUGGAAAGGUCAGCAUAGGGUCAAAUGUAAAGAGAUACAGCGUCAAGUACAAAAGGAAAACAACACACCAAUGACGCGGAAACAGCCAAUACUGAAGAAAGACAAUGGCUACAGAGCAAACGCACUUACUCAAAACAUUCAUCAACGACAAGGUGGAAAUAAAGAAACCGGAAGACGAAAUUGCCGGAAGUGUGUCGAAUGUGGCAAAAUAAUAUCAACUACGCAGAAAUGCAGUCGUUGUAAGAAAAUUGAUUACUGUUCAAACACGUGUCUAAGUAAAAAUUGGAGUGAACACAAGUUGUAUUGUACUUCUCCAGAGGAGGAAAACUACGUUACCAUCACAACGGAUGGAUUCCGGCGAGAGGAAGCCUUUGCAUCGAGGGUAUGCAGACGAGUCGGAUUUCAACAGGCGGAGAGUCUAAGUCGGAGGACGUUUGAGAGAUCAACUCCCAUGUACUUUAUCCAAGAUAUACCGCGAUGUAUGGGCUGGAUACGGAGAAAGCGUGCAUCUGGGGUUUUUGUUGGUUUUAUAUCAAGAAUGCACAAGCGAAUAUCCAAAUCCAUAUACUUGCAGGAUGAAACUGGAGACGAAGUACAGGUGAUAUUUGCUCUUGAGAGAGGGGUCAAACAGUCUAACUUCCGGUGGGAUGACGUAGUUCCGGGUCGGUACCUGUGUAUUAAGGAUCCAUCCAUUGACCAUUUCUCUGGAUUGAUGCUAGUAAGCGAUGCUUCCACAGUUCGCGUUUUCCGUGUUUAGCUGAUUACUAGAGGUAGUUGUUAUUUAUUUGAAGGACAGACUUUUGUACGACAAACGACUGAAAAGUCGCACAUAAUUAUGAUGUCGAUAUUUAUCAGUAAAUGUGACUGGUAGAAAUGAACUACAAAAUGUGCAUAUAUUAAUUUAUCCCAAAAUGUUGUUAUUGAAAACUAGCUUAAAAUGCUGUUAUCAGAAAAUUUUCGACGAAAUGUUAUUUUUGAUAUUUACCUCAGAAUGACGUUAUCAAAGGGGUGAUAUAGAUCAAGGAUACUGUUUGUUGUCAAUUUUGAACCUCAUAAUAACUAUUGUUUUCUGAAUGUAUUUUAUAAAUCAUCUGUUCUCCACAACGAAAUCACAUACAUAACAAGAUAAAUGGAAAGAUUUAUUCGAAAACCUGUGAAAAACGAAUGAGACCAGGUGUUCCGAGGCGAUAAACAUCUCCUCGACCAACAACAACUACUACAACAGUCAUGUUAGUCGAGGUCAGAUCAAUGUGACGUCACGUUCUCAUAAAUAACAUGGGUCCGUGUAACACUUAACAAUUCAAACCUGGAAAGCUUGAGACUCGAUGUAGAAGCUUCCAACUUCCCCAAACAUAUGGCAUGUGAUCAUAUUGCAAUUGUACGUAUACCUUUCAAAAGCAAGGUAAAUAUAACCAUAAGAUUCUUACAAAGUUUCACACAUCAUACAUUUUGUGUCAUGUCAACUUUUGUUUGCUUUAAACAAUUAAAUACCAUAUAAUUUAAGAGUUAUCAACCCCCUUUUCAGGUGAAUACGAGGAUUUAUUAAACCUGAGAGAGGUUUUCCCUCGGCCUCCGGUUGAUAAUUAAUAAUUGAUAAAUCCUCGUGUUAACCUGAUAAAAGGUUGAUAGUUGUAUAAUAUUGAAGGUAUUGAGUAUAUGAAGAGGCGACCGACGUCUUGAAAUUGAAAUAUGGCCAAACAAUGUGAUGUCAGACAUACUAUCCUUAUUUUCCUGGGAUGGAUUUCAAAGGAAAUGAAUGUGCAUUGUAUUAGUGGGAUUGAAAUACAUUGUAAUUGUGUGUUUAUUCUAAAUUAAUUUCAUGUGUACAUAUAGAUGUGUGAUAUUAGAAUAAUUCUGAUUGCUAAUUUGUAGUAUAUCCUAAUGUAACAACAUUCAUCUUACUCUUAGAUCUCUAGUUAUGUCUUUCUUCCUGUCAUUCUUCUUUGCUUUAAUUUCUUUAUAAUCAUUAUAAGUAUACUGUGUCGCUAUCACAAUCUUUGUGAUAUAUAAAUAUGUGGGAGGAAUUUUAUAAGUUGUUAAAACUUGUGCCAAACCGAUUGUGUCUAAACAUUAAAAUAUGUUCAUAUAAGAAGAAAUAUCAAUGCAUUGAGUUGAGAUAAAACACAUUUAUUACAUUUUUACCAGUGAAAUAUCAAAAAUUAUUCAUUCUAUAAAAGUGAUA
Messenger RNA from Pecten maximus, 2433 nucleotides. RefSeq lists its product as uncharacterized. Gene Ontology annotation, biological process: regulation of transcription by RNA polymerase II. NCBI's taxonomy places the organism in Eukaryota, Metazoa, Mollusca, Bivalvia, Pectinida, Pectinidae. The record is from RefSeq and is a predicted model, not a curated record. The transcript has 3 exons. Gene Ontology annotation, cellular component: nucleus. Bases 148 to 1008 code for a protein of 286 amino acids. Gene Ontology annotation, molecular function: DNA-binding transcription factor activity, RNA polymerase II-specific.